AUGAGGCGCCGCGCGGUCCUCGCCCAGCCCGGGCUCCGGACCGGAGACACCGGCCGCGCGCUCUUCUGUGUCCUCUGCUGCGUCCUCCCGCAGGCCGCCCCGCAAGUGCUCAGGAUCGGAGGGAUUUUUGAAACCUUGGAAAACGAGCCUGUUAAUGUGGAGGAGUUGGCGUUCAAGUUCGCAGUCACCAGCGUUAACAGAAACCGGACCCUGAUGCCCAACACCACGCUGACCUACGACAUCCAGCGGGUCAGCCUGUUUGACAGUUUCGAGGCCUCGCGCAGAGCCUGCGACCAGCUGGCCCUGGGCGUUGCCGCACUGCUGGGUCCGGCGCACAGCUCCUCGGCCAGCGCCGUGCAGUCGGUGUGCAACGCGCUGCAGGUGCCCCACGUGCACACGCGCUGGCGGCCCCCCGCGGCGGACAGCCGCGGCCCCUUCCACGUCAACCUGCACCCGGACGCCGCAGCCAUCAGCCGCGCGGUGCUGGACCUGGUGCUCUACUUCGGCUGGAGGGCCGUGACUGUGGUCUACGAGGACAGCACAGGUCUGAUUCGCCUGCAAGAGCUCAUCAAAGCUCCCUCCAGACACAACAUUAAAAUCAAAAUCCGGCAGCUGCCGGCGGGGAAUAAGGACGCGAAGCCUUUGCUGAAGGAGAUGAAGAAGGGCAGGGAGUUCUACGUGAUAUUCGACUGCUCCCACCGGACGGCCGCCGAGGUCCUGAAGCAGAUCCUGUUCAUGGGCAUGAUGACUGAGUACUACCACUACUUUUUCACAACCCUGGACCUGUUCACCCUGGACCUGGGGCUGUACAGGCACAGCGGCGUCAACGUGACCGGCUUCCGGCUGCUCAACGCGGACGACCCGCAGGUGGCCGCUGUCGCCGCGCGGUGGUCCCUGGAGCGGCUGCAGGCGCCCCCCCGGCCCGAGGUCGGCCUGCUGGACGGCGCGAUGACGACGGAGGCGGCGCUGAUGUUCGAUGCGGUGCACGCGGUGGCCCUCGCCGCGCACCGGGCGCCCCAGCUGGCCGUCAGCUCGCUGCAGUGCCACCGACACAAGCCCUGGCGCCUCGGACCCCGGUUCAUGAGCCUCAUCCGAGAGGCUCGGUGGGACGGCCUGACCGGGCGGAUCGUCUUCAACAAAACCGACGGCUCGAGGGAGGACUUCGACCUGGACGUCCUCAGCCUCGGCGAGCAAGGGGCUGAAAAGGCUGCUGGUGAAGUGUCCAAACACUUCUCUAAAGCUUGGAAGACGAUCGGCGUCUGGAACUCCAACGGCGGGCUCACCAUGAGGGGCGGCCGCGCGGACCGGCCCCGUGACGGCCCCAGCUCACUGGCCAACAGGACGCUUAUCGUCACCACCAUCCUGGAAGAGCCCUAUGUGAUGUACAGGAAGUCGGACACGCCCCUCUAUGGAAAUGACAGGUUUGAAGGGUAUUGCCUGGACCUUUUGAAGGAAUUGUCCAACAUUCUGGGUUUCAUUUAUGACAUCAAACUCGUCCCCGACGGCAAAUACGGAGCCCAGAACGAGAAAGGAGAGUGGAACGGGAUGGUUAAAGAGCUCAUCGAUCACAAGGCGGACCUGGCGGUGGCCCCCCUGACCAUCACGUACGUGCGGGAGAUGGCCAUCGACUUCUCCAAGCCCUUCAUGACGCUGGGCAUCAGCAUCCUCUACCGGAAGCCCAACGGCACCCACCCGGGCGUCUUCUCCUUCCUCAGCCCCCUGUCCCCAGAUGUCUGGGUGUGCGUGCUCCUGGCCUGCCUGGGGGUCAGCUGCGUGCUCUUCGUGAUUGCGAGGUUCACCCCCUACGAGUGGCACAACCCACACCCGUGCACCCCCGACUCCGACGUGGUGGAGAACGACUUCACGUUGCUGAACAGCUUCUGGUUUGGAGUCGGAGCGCUCAUGCAGCAAGGGUCGGAGCUGAUGCCCAGGGCCCUGUCCACCAGGAUCGUCGGGGGCGUCUGGUGGUUCUUCACCCUCAUCGUCAUCUCGUCCUACACGGCCAACCUGGCCGCCUUCCUCACGGUGGAGCGAAUGGAGUCCCCCAUCGACUCGGCGGACGACCUGGCCAAGCAAACCAAGAUCGAGUACGGGGCGGUCAGAGAUGGGUCGACCAUGACCUUCUUCAAGAAGUCCCGGAUCUCCACCUACGAGAAGAUGUGGGCCUUCAUGAGCAGCCGGCAGCGCACGGCCCUGGUGCGCACCAGCGAGGAGGGCGUGCGGCGCGCGCUGGCCGCCGACUACGCGCUGCUCAUGGAGUCCACCAGCAUCGAGUACGUGACGCAGCGCAACUGCGACCUCACCCAGAUCGGGGGCCUCAUCGACUCCAAGGGCUACGGCGUGGGGACGCCCAUAGGCUCGCCCUACCGGGACAAGAUCACCAUCGCCAUCCUGCAGCUGCAGGAGGAGGGGAAGCUGCACAUGAUGAAGGAGAAGUGGUGGCAGGGCCGCGGGUGCCCGGAGGAGGGCGGCACGGAGGCCAGCGCCCUGGGUGUGGAGAGCAUCGGCGGCAUCUUCAUCGUCCUGGCCGCUGGGCUGGUCCUCUCUGUGUUCGUAGCCAUCGGGGAGUUUAUAUACAAGUCGCGGAAGAGCGGCGACGUUGGGCAGAAAGGAAAGUCAUCAAGAAUUAGAUUUUAUUUUAGGAACAAAGUAAGGUUUCAUGGGAGAAAAAAACAAAGCCUUGGUGUAGAGAAGUGUCUCUCCUUCAACGCCAUCAUGGAAGAGCUGGGAAUCUCACUCAAAAAUCAGAAAAAGUUAAAGAAAAAGCCAAGAACUAAGGGGAAACCUUCCUUCACCAGUAUCCUUACUUGUCACCAGAGACGAACCCAGAGAAAAGAGACGGUGGCGUGA
Messenger RNA from Pteronotus mesoamericanus, 2850 nucleotides. RefSeq names its product glutamate ionotropic receptor kainate type subunit 1 (gene GRIK1). The record is from RefSeq and is a predicted model, not a curated record. Gene Ontology annotation, biological process: synaptic transmission, glutamatergic; monoatomic ion transport; modulation of chemical synaptic transmission. Gene Ontology annotation, molecular function: kainate selective glutamate receptor activity; transmitter-gated monoatomic ion channel activity involved in regulation of postsynaptic membrane potential. The transcript is spliced from 18 exons. Gene Ontology annotation, cellular component: postsynaptic density membrane; plasma membrane; presynaptic membrane. Lineage: Eukaryota; Metazoa; Chordata; Mammalia; Chiroptera; Mormoopidae. Bases 1 to 2850 code for a protein of 949 amino acids.